This is a messenger RNA of Heterostelium album PN500, 1137 nucleotides long. RefSeq lists its product as uncharacterized. The transcript has 3 exons. Gene Ontology annotation, molecular function: kinase activity; tRNA binding. Bases 1 to 1137 code for a protein of 378 amino acids. NCBI's taxonomy places the organism in Eukaryota, Evosea, Eumycetozoa, Acytosteliales, Acytosteliaceae. The record is from RefSeq and is a predicted model, not a curated record.
AUGUUUGAACAUCAAAACAAUAUUGUUCUAUUCAAUGGUCUACCAGCAUCAGGUAAAACAUACUUGUGCACCCAACUGACCUAUUACAUUGUAAAAUUAUUAGAGUCUACAUCAAACAACGAUGAUAAUAAAUCAUUUCUAAUCUAUCAUAUUGAAUAUGAUAAGAUUUAUCAUUUAAUACAAGAUUCUAUCAAGAAUAACAGAAAUCUACAAACUACAACAACGGCAACAAUGGUUGCAAAAGAUAACAUCAAUCUAACAACUAGUAGUUGGAAAAUAGUAAGACAAGAAAUACAAUAUCAAAUCGAAUCAUUGCUAAACAACAAUAGUUUAAAGUCAUUCCUUUUAUUACCACCGAUCGAACCAAUUUACAGAUUCCACGAUAAUAGCAACAAUGAUCAUAAUAAUAAUAAUAAUAAGAAUAAUAAUAAAACAAUAUAUAAAAUAAUACUAUUAGAUGAUAACUUUUAUUAUAAAAGUAUGAGAUAUAUUUAUUAUAAAAUAGCGAAGCAAUAUCUAUAUUUAUCAAAAUUAAAUAAUAAACUUAGAUUACAACAAUUAUUAAACUGUCAAACAAAACCAUUUGAACAACUGAUAGUUACAGACGAUGUCAUUGAUAAAAUGAAUCAAAUAUUCGAAGAUCCAAAUCCACAAAGUCAUAAAUGGGAAUUAAACACCGUAGUAAUACCAACCAUAAACUCUUCAAAUCAUAAUUCAUCAGUAUCAAUAGAAUCAAUAUAUAAUGAAAUUAUCAAGAAUUUAAAUACACCCAUUGUUAUAGAUAAUAGUUUAGACCAACAAUUACUUCAACAACAGCAAAUAGAUAGAGAUAAUACAAAGAACAAUACAAUUCAUCAACUAGAUCUUGAAUUUAGAAGAUCUGUUAAUCAUCUACUAUCAAGCCAUCCAGAGUAUAGGAGUAAAGCUAAACUUCUAAGUAGUUAUAAACAACAAUUUCUAAAACAACUAUUCGAUUAUAUUGAUAUGCAACAUGAUCAUAAUGAUGAUAAUGAAGAAGAAGAAGAAGAUGGUCAUAAUCAACGAUCACAGCAACAAAAUCUUGAUGAAUCAACUAUUGAACAUUUAAUACAAAGAUUUAAUAAUGGUUGUUUAUCAUUAUUAGAAUCAAACAACUAA